Molecule: messenger RNA, 1070 nt
Organism: Lingula anatina
Lineage: Eukaryota; Metazoa; Brachiopoda; Lingulata; Lingulida; Lingulidae
Molecular function (GO): protein binding
Source: RefSeq, a predicted model, not a curated record
ACAAUUUCUGUAUAAAUAGCUAGUUCAAACUUCAGUCCAGUACUUACAAAAAAGACGAAGAGAAGAGCAGAAGAAUACCAGCAUCGAUCAACUUUAUCGGCUAGUUUCCAUACCAACAAAAUGAAAGUUCUGAUCAUUGUAGCCGUUUUCAGUGUUAUCGCACUUGUUGCUGCAAAGCCAAACAAACCACGUGACUUCAGACGCGGUGGGUUUGGACAGGGAUUGGGAAGGUUCCCUAAACUCAACUGUGAUAAUGUCGGAGAAGUGGAUUGUAGCGCGCUGAAAGAGAAACAGCUUUGUGACCAGAACGGAGAACAGUACAGAAACUAUUGUGCCUAUCUUGAGAAGAACUGCCCUCUUUCGGAGUCUGCAGAAAAGCCUUUCCGUUGCAACGCUGAUGGAAAUCCCCUAGCUAGAGAGGAACGCCCAGACAGUCGGCUAGAGCGUAGACCGUUUUUUCCGAACAAGAGGGAAUUGUGUGUUCUGAUCAAAAAUGCUGACUGCUCCGACCCUGCUCUUCCCGCCAGGAAGAUUUGUGACAACAUGGACGGUGUCUAUAAUAAUAUUUGCGAGUUCCUGCAAGCCAAAUGUGCCACACCAGAACUGAGGCCAGCUCAAUGUCCAGAGCCGACCACACAGUCUCCUGGAGAUGAGACCACUGAAGAUUCCCAAGUGCCAUAAGCUGUACACACAUGACGUCAUUUGGGAUAUGUUUGCUUGACUGACUUCAUGUUCAUGUCACAGCGCUGGUGACGUCACUGAUUGUUACAUGUGUGAAAAUGAAAGAGCUGAUAGACCAAAGUGUUACGUUAAACAAUGACCCCUUCUUUGGUUUAUCUUUUUAUGUAUAUGCACUUGAACAUUUACUUAAAAACCAGUGUUCCUACAGAUUCGUUAUCCCAAGCCAACUUUGCAUAAUUUCUUUCUUUCUGUUUAUUCUCGUAAUUCCUGAUUUAUGCUAUUUAUAUGGACGUGCCAAAUUCAAAGUGCAGGACACUCUUUGUAUUUAAUGCUGUUAAAGUUUUAUAGGAGCGAUAAAAGAAAAAAUAAAAAUAGAACAAUUAAAUUUA